AUGUCCACCUCGGUGCCAGCGGCCGCCCAGGCCAAGGCCUUCCCUGAUGGCACGACGGAUUACAAGCCUCUGCGAGGCUCUUCCGCCAAAGCCGAUCUCAACAAAGUUCACAUUUCCGAUCAACCUAUGACCUGGUCAAAUUGGCAUCAGCACGUCAACUGGCUGAACACAACCUUUAUCGUCUUCAUCCCCAUUCUGGGCCUGAUCUCAUGUUUCUGGGUCCCUCUGAAGCUCAACACGGCCAUCUUCUCAGUUGUCUACUACUUCAACACCGGUCUUGGUAUCACUGGAGGAUAUCACCGUCUCUGGGCCCACAGCUCAUACAAGGCCACCACUCCCCUCAAGAUCUACCUCGCUGCCGUCGGCGCUGGCGCCAUGGAGGGCUCUAUCCGCUGGUGGUCUCGGGACCAUCGCGCUCACCACAGAUACACCGACACCGUCAAGGAUCCCUACUCCGUCCGCAAGGGUCUUCUCUACUCUCAUCUUGGCUGGAUGGUUUUCAAGCAGAACCCCAAGAACACUGGUCGUACCGAUAUCACCGACCUCAACGAGGACCCCGUCGUUGUCUGGCAGCACCGCAAUUUCAUCAAGUGUGUGCUGUUCAUGGCCCUCAUCUUCCCUACCGCCGUCUGCGGUCUUCUCUGGAACGAUUGGCUUGGUGGAUUCGUCUACGCCGCUAUUCUCCGCGUCGCUUUCGUCCAACAAGCCACCUUCUGCGUCAACUCCCUUGCUCAUUGGCUCGGUGACCAGCCUUUCGACGACCGCAACUCACCCCGUGACCACGUCAUCACCGCCCUCGUCACCCUCGGUGAGGGAUACCACAACUUCCACCACGAGUUCCCAUCUGAUUACCGUAAUGCUAUUGAGUGGUGGCAGUGGGAUCCCACCAAGUGGUCCAUCACCUUCUGGAAGUGGCUCGGUCUCGCCUACGACCUCAAGCAGUUCCGCGCCAACGAGAUUGAGAAGGGACGUGUUCAGCAGCUCCAGAAGAAGCUCGACCAGAAGCGAGCCACCCUCAACUGGGGAACCCCCCUCGAGCAGCUCCCUGUCAUUGGCUGGGACGACUUUGUUGAGGAGGCCAAGAAUGGAAAGGCUCUUGUUGCCAUCGCUGGUGUCAUCCACGAUGUCACUGACUUCAUCAAGGAUCACCCUGGUGGCAGAGCCCUGAUCAAGUCUGCUAUUGGCAAGGAUGCCACCGCCAUCUUCAACGGUGGUGUCUACUACCACUCCAACGCCGCUCACAACCUUCUGUCUACCAUGCGCUACGGUGUCCUCCGUGGCGGAUGUGAGGUUGAGAUCUGGAAGCGCGCCCAGUUCGAGAACAAGGACGUUACCUAUGUCAAUGACUCUGCUGGCCAGCGCAUCAUUCGAGCUGGCAACCAGGUUACCAAGGUGACCCAGCCUAUUGGCAGCGCCGAUGCUGCUUAA
This is a messenger RNA of Clonostachys rhizophaga, 1428 nucleotides long. NCBI's taxonomy places the organism in Eukaryota, Fungi, Ascomycota, Sordariomycetes, Hypocreales, Bionectriaceae. The record is from the annotation of a GenBank genome assembly.